AACACUACACAAUAAACUACAGCUAAUAAUAAACAGAUUUUUCUUUUUGUUUUUAGAGAAAAAUAUUCCCUGCUGAAGCUUUCUUUUAGGACGUUUUAUGAAGGCAUCUCCAUUGUAGUUAUCAGUGAUACAGCUCGGUUGUUCAACCCCAGAGAGGAAUGUCAUUGGCCGGUUUUCUCCAACCAUCAUAGACGGAUUCAUAAAGAAAUGGGCAAGGAGAGGGUAAGUCACUGCUGCGUGCACUGUGGAAAAAAUUUUACUAAAAAGAGUCAUCUCCAGCAACACCAGCGCGUUCACACGGGCGAGAGACCAUACCGGUGCUUACAAUGCGGAAAAGAUUUCAGUCAACAAAUCAAUCUGAAAACCCACCGGCGCAUUCACACCGGAGAGAAGCCAUAUCCCUGUUCGUAUUGCGGAAAGAGUUUUACUCAGCGCUGUGAUCUCCAGCGGCACCAGCUCAUUCACACUGGAGAGAAACCAUUUUACUGCUCGCAGUGUGGAAAGAGUUUCCGAAAACAAAGCAGCCUCAAAGAGCACCAGCUCAUCCACACGGGAGAGAAGCCGCAUCACUGCUCACAGUGCGGCAAGGGGUUCACUCGACAUAGCCGUCUCCAACACCAUCAGCUCGUUCAUAAUGGAGAGAUGCCGUACAAAUGCUCGCAGUGCGGAAAGGGUUUUAUGAGCGGACACAACCUCAGGAGGCAUCAUCUCAUUCACACCGGAGAGAAACCGUAUUACUGCUCGCAGUGCGGGAAGAGUUUUACCCAGCAGAACGACCUUCAGCGCCACCAGCGCGUUCACACCGGAGAAAAACCCUAUUACUGCUCGCAGUGUGGAAAGAACUUCUUCCGGCACAGUCACCUCCGCCAGCACGAGCGCACCCAUACUGGCGAAAAGCUAUUCCGCUGCUCGCGGUGCGGAAAGACUUUUACGUGCCAGAGUUCUCUCCAGCAGCACGACCACAUUCACACAGGAGUGAAGCCACACCGGUGCUCGCAAUGCGGAAAAGGUUUCAUCAGCAGACACAACCUCAGAAGGCAUCAGCUCGUGCACACAGGAGAGAGACCGUAUUACUGCGAACAGUGCGGGAAGGGUUUUACUCAGCAGAUCGAUCUCCAGCGCCACCAGCACCUUCACACAGGAGAGAAGCCGUAUUCUUGCACGGAGUGCGGAAAGAGUUUUAGCGACAAACGGCAUCUUAAAAGCCAUUCAUGCCUUCAGACAGAAAAGAAGUCUUUUACUGCUGACAGUCUGGGAACUGCUUCAGUUAAUCAGAUAUGUUAAAAAGAAACAAGCGUAUCAUGGUUUACGGCUGAAAGUUUAUGGACACCCAUAUAUAGUCCUUCUUCAAAUCUUUGCCACACAAUUGUAUAGAAUGUCUGUGGCUGCUUCCCAGAUGAUGUACUACACACUUACACAGUGCACUAUAUACUCUAGAAUCUAGUGUGUGAAUGAGGAGUAUUUCCUCAAAUAGAACUAAAUGGAAGUAAAAGCCAUUUCCUAGUCAACUGGCAAAUGACACUAAUCAACCACACGUAAUGCAAUGCUGCUAACUUUAUCAGAAUGCAGUGAAUUUUUAGCGAAGAUGCAUGAGUGUUGUCGUCAUCCGGGUACUUGUUGGAAUUUUAGAGUGAACAAAUUAAGCACUGCGUAAUAGUGCACAAUUAUGUGAUUUGGGACGUACUUCUUGUAAACUUCACUGGAACUAAGAGACCCAAACCUUGUUCCAGCGUAACAAUGCUGCUGUGCGCAAAGCCCCCGAGCUCCAUGAUGACAUUAGUGUUGGACCAGAAGAACUCGAGUGUCCUGUGCAAAGCCCUGACUCCCUUUGAACACCUUUGGGAUGAAAUGGAACUGGAGUGUCCUCACCUGACAUCACUGUCUGAUCUCACUAAAGCUCUUGUAGCUAAAUGAACACAAAUCCACACAGCUAGACUUCAGCAUCUAACACAAAGCCUUCCCAGAAAAGUGAAAACUGUUAUACCAGCAUAGGAGGAACUCAAUGUUAAUGCCAAGUGUUCAAUGGUCAAGUGUCCACAUGCUUAUGUUCAUAUAGAGAAAGAAAUUAAUUACUGCACUACAAUUAUUAUAAUAAUCCUAUGUAUAUCAAAUUUCCUAUGGUCAUACAUGUACAUAUGAAAAGUGUCAUGAAUCAAUUUUUAUGGAAAAAGACUUUAGAAUCCCUCAAUCAACAUGAUUCAACGCUUUGCGGUCAAAUGACCGCUUCAAAGCUACGUUCCAGUGUAGAAAAGUUAUAGAGAUGGAAUAUCAUCCCUAAAACAAAAACCAAGGGUUAACCAUUAGACACUCCAACUCUUGACUUUCUCACUGAGGACACUUUAGACUUUUUACCCGCGAUUAUUGCAGCGCAUUUGUGGCGUUAACUCUAUAUUGAAACCCCACAAAAAACACACACAAAAAAAAAUGUUAAAUCUCAGAAUUUGCUCAUCGACCCUGUCUUAUAAGUUGGACCAACUUGCUUGAAUUUCUUAAAAAAGGUAAGGUUUUUCUUAUACUGUAAUGAUACCAGGUUGGUAGUUUUAUAUUAAUAGUACGGCUAAAUUAAAAAGUCACGUCCACAGUUCUGUAGUCGGUGUGUUCAAUAUAUUUAUUAUAAUGAAGUUUCUGUUUUAUUUUACUACUCAUUCAUUUAGGUUUAAAAUCUGUUAAAUAACAUUCGAGUUAAAUGGACUAGCUUGCCUCCGGGUGCCGUAGCUAAAUAUAUUUUGCACUUAUGUUUCAGCCUCCUGAGGUCAGAUACAGAAACCUGAACUUCAUUGUUGUGUCAAAAGAAAGAUGAGUGUAUAAAAAACUGAGGAAUUAUCUAUACCAAUAAUAUAAUGUAAAAGAUUCAGGUGAAUAUGCAUAUUUAGACUCCUCUAUAUUCACAUACCUGAUUUUCCUCUCAAAAGAAAAGAGAAUAAAUAAAACAUGAUGUCACCAAUUUUUGGAGCUUCAUCUGCUUGAUCUGAAAUUUCGAUGAGAAGGAAAAAAUUGACGAACGAAGACUGAAAUGUGUGUAAAUUCAAUCAUGUUUUUGGUCUAGUAAACUGUUGCAUACUGUGUUGUUCUUCAGUAGUUAAUGAAGGUGAUAAUAUUAUUAAAGUAAUAGUAAGUAACAAUAAUAGUAUUAGGUAAUAUUAAACACGGUCAUGCAUUACUAAGUACUUUCAUGUUUGUUUUUGCUAUUUAACAGUAAGUUAUUUACGACACUAAAGUAUGUUAGUGAGAAAUAUUCGUUACUCGUUGCUGUUAUAGUCUUGCACUUCUGUAGGUUAUUGUUGUCAAUUUCUUCCUUUAGACUUUAACUGGCUAAAUAAAACACCACUGACCCCAUAAUAUCUUAUACAGACAUUUACAUUAAGGCUUUAAUUAUUGGGAAUUAAUGUAAACGUCACCAGUAAUUACACAGUAGUUAUUAUAAAAGUGUUGUAAUCAGGGGGCAGUUCUGAUAUAUACCUACUUACUCAUACUAACAGUAAUAUAAAGUGUUGACUUCAUCAUUA
Hemibagrus wyckioides is the source of this 3506-nucleotide messenger RNA. Its product is annotated as zinc finger protein 239-like. The record is from RefSeq and is a predicted model, not a curated record. The transcript is spliced from 2 exons. Bases 208 to 1284 code for a protein of 358 amino acids. Lineage: Eukaryota; Metazoa; Chordata; Actinopteri; Siluriformes; Bagridae.